AAAUGUUAAACGUUUAUUUUGACGGCAUGCUUUCAUUUUCUGUUCAAAGAUUGUUUAAUGAGACAUUUUGUAUGAUAGUUUGGUUUAAUUAAAGAAUAAUGGAAUGUCUUUGUGUUAGUUAUGUUUUGAAAACGUGUGAAUUGACGAAAAUUAAUUAAGCCGGCAUGCUUUCAUUGUCUGGUCAAAGAUUUAUUAAUAAGACAAAUGGUAUGACAGUUUGGCGUGAUUAAAGAAUAAAUAAGGUAACACGCUUAACCAGACAACAAUGCUGUUUGCAAAGUAAUUAUAAGGGCUGACUAUAUAUAAAGAGGGUAUCUGAAUGAGCCCAAAGUAUGUGUUUUGUUUGUGUCGGACAAUACUAUUUGUGACUUGGAAUACGAUUGCUAUAUAGUUGUGUGGGUUUCAGUGCAUCUGCCAUGUGUUCAAACAUAUAUGUGCUUAUUUGAUGUCGGAUACAAUAAUUUUCUAGUGUUAGUUAGUUUUGUGUUUGUGUUUCUGCAAUGGCAGAAGUGGCAAAUUGUAUACAUUGUGGAAAGACAGUUGGGCAGAGGCAACGUGCUGUUUCUUGCGAUGCCUGCGAGCGAUGGCAACACAUAGGCUGUGAUUCUGGUAUAUCCCUGGCAGAAUACAAAGCAGCAACAAGAGGCGAAAGAGAAAUUCACUUUCUAUGUGCAGAAUGUUGCAGAAGCGUUCCCACUAUUCAUAGUGUGCCUGAGGACGAAAGGGUAUCACAUGUUGACCCAGAUUUAACACAGUUAGUAGAACCUGAUAGUGCUGACGCGACAUUUCUGAAUGGGGACGUUUAUUCUCCUAUGGCCGCCCCGGUUGCAGAAUCAACAGUAAUCCAUCACGUAAGUAUAUUAUUUAAUAUUCCCUUCCGCGAAUUAGUUUGAUU
Molecule: messenger RNA, 895 nt
Organism: Dreissena polymorpha
Lineage: Eukaryota; Metazoa; Mollusca; Bivalvia; Myida; Dreissenidae
Exons: 3
Coding region: 501-893 (130 amino acids)
Source: RefSeq, a predicted model, not a curated record